AUGUGGGGCGUCGAGGGAGAGGCGAUGGUCCGAUUCGAUAAGGGUCAUAUUAGCUGCAUGGCGAGCAGCUUCACACAAGAUGUGGCUAGAAUCCGAGAUUUGUCGGCGGAGAGUCCUGGCUUUGUAUCUGCUUUUGGUGAACUGGGACUUGACUACGACCGUCUUACACACGCGUCGAAGGAGAUGCAGAUCCGCACAUUCAAAGCUCAGUUGAAUAUUUUUGUGACAGAGAAGCUCGAUCUUCCGCUGUUCCUGCACUUCCGAGCAGCAUGCGAGGACUUUAUCGACAUCAUCCGACCUUACUUGCCUAACUUGCCUAACUUGCCUCGAGGUGGUCUGGUGCACUCCUUCGUAGGUUCCAAGGAGGAAAUGCAAGCUUUGGUGGACAUGGGCUUCUAG
Fulvia fulva is the source of this 399-nucleotide messenger RNA. Its product is annotated as Deoxyribonuclease Tat-D. Bases 1 to 399 code for a protein of 132 amino acids. The transcript has 2 exons. The record is from RefSeq and is a predicted model, not a curated record. Gene Ontology annotation, molecular function: 3'-5'-DNA exonuclease activity. Gene Ontology annotation, cellular component: cytosol. Lineage: Eukaryota; Fungi; Ascomycota; Dothideomycetes; Mycosphaerellales; Mycosphaerellaceae.